Messenger RNA from Trachemys scripta elegans, 657 nucleotides. RefSeq names its product coiled-coil domain-containing protein 201-like. Bases 1 to 657 code for a protein of 218 amino acids. The record is from RefSeq and is a predicted model, not a curated record. Lineage: Eukaryota; Metazoa; Chordata; Testudines; Emydidae. The transcript has 2 exons.
AUGUCAGAGGAAGAAGAUUCUUUCUUAAAUGUCAAAAGAUCUUUGAAAAAGGCAGUAGUGAAACAUAGCACUCCGGUGGAUUCAAUGUUCUCCCAAACUAUGUUAUCUCUGGUGGAUAUGACGAAUCAAUCUAUCAGAGAACAAAACAUAAGUAAGAGAGUCUAUGGGUCUCCAAUGCCAAAAUCAUCUUUCCAGAAACAAGCAUCGUCCCAAGAACAACUAAUGCACCUUGACAAGCUCAUUUCUCAAGUCACUUUUCCAAGAAAGCUUUCCACAGUAUUGGACCCAGAGGAAUCAAGUGAAGAGAUGAGCCUCAGCUCUUGGGCUGCAGUUCCUAGAAGAAGACUUUCAACAGUGUUGGCUUCAGAGGAACCCAGUGAAGAGCCAAGCUUCAAGACAAUGGUUCCCCCUAUAGUAAGUGCAGCAGUUGAAGUCCCUGCUGAACCAUCUAAGAAGACAGCCAAAGUAACUUCUAAAGGUGUAUUUGCAUGGCUGGUUACUGAAAUUCCUGGGAUAAAAGAUCCCACAGUAAGAAAAAGAAGAAAAAGGAAGCUUGAAAAAAAACUUUUGGAAGCAAAACAACGAGAAUGGGAAUUACGUCAACUUAAAAAUAUCGAAGAGGCGACUAGACAUGAGCUGACAAUUGAAGAAGUCUGA